Messenger RNA from Apis cerana (Asiatic honeybee), 3459 nucleotides. RefSeq names its product ATP-binding cassette sub-family G member 1-like. Gene Ontology annotation, cellular component: plasma membrane. Gene Ontology annotation, molecular function: ABC-type transporter activity; ATP binding; ATP hydrolysis activity. Gene Ontology annotation, biological process: transmembrane transport. The record is from RefSeq and is a predicted model, not a curated record. NCBI's taxonomy places the organism in Eukaryota, Metazoa, Arthropoda, Insecta, Hymenoptera, Apidae.
UUCUUGUCCAUGAUGAACAUUGACGCGCAGUCUUUGAGCUGGUGCGCUCAGUAAAUCGUCUCUUCGAUACAUCGUCGCUAGUUUCUCGAAUUGAGCAAUGAAUUAUAUUUAAAGAUUAUCUUUAAAAAUCAUUUUAAAUUUAAUUUGGUGUUACAUUGUGCAAUGAGUUUAAAAUAUUGAUUUACAAACGAUACUCGAGCUUCAAUUUUGAUUUAACAAAUUUUUGAGCCACCAUCGAACAACAAUUGAACAAGCACGUAUAUAAUGAAAUGGAUAUGGAAAUAAAAAUUGCACGACGAUGACUGGACGUGAGAACAGGAAACUUAUGAUUCAUCAGAAUCAGCAAAAGGUGCAAUGAACAAAACGGCGAUAAUAUAACGGCGUGGACCGUUUCUUUUUGAGACGAUAACCGGAACGAUAAUAAAGGGGAACAAGCGGAAAUAAAGUUGUGAUGAAUUGCGAGAUCGUUUACUUGGUUGCGAAAUUUAAAGAAUAUUAAAUGUUGUUUGAUAAAUUUAAAGAAUAAGAAAAAGAAUAAGAACCGCAAAGAAAAAUCGAGGAAAUAUCUCGAUCUCGAGUUGCAAAAUGUUUACCGAAGAAAUAUCGAAGGGGGCGACGGCAAAAGGAAAGGAUGAUACGUAUUCUUGAUGUUAGAAUUGAAUAAUGUUUUCCCGCAGCAGCUUCUCGCACGAUUCCACGAUUAUUAUACGGAAAAUCAAGUCGUUCAAAUCGGAUCGAGACGCACGCUUCCAUCUCGUUUACUUAGAAGCUCGUUCGCGUAAUAUAUUUCGUGGUCAUUUGAAAAAAGAUAAGACACGAUAGAUACGCUCAGUUUGUCCCUCGCUCGCUCGAGAGAGAAGCAAUCGUCUCGUCGUUCGUAAUAAUUAAAAAAUAGUCAGCGAUGAGUCAGAGUACCGUGCUGCCAGGCCUGGCAGAUAUCGACACGAUAGAUAUCGAGUUCAACGACAUCGUCUACAAGGUUGACGGUGGUUUAUGGAGAGGCGAACGGAAAGAAAUUUUGAGAAAGAUCGACGGACGAUUCAGGAACGGGCAAUUGUCGGCCAUAAUGGGGCCCUCGGGGUCGGGGAAAUCGAGCUUGUUGAACGUUUUGACGGGUUUCAAGAGGUGUUGUACGGGCCAGAUCAGGUACGUCGGGAGUAAAAAGGUAGGGGAGGGUUGCAAGAAGCAGUGCUGUUACAUUCAACAGGACGAUCAAUUUUAUCCCCUGUUCACCGUGUCGGAAACGAUGUGGAUAGCGAGCAACCUGAAAAUCGGCAACAAUCUCAACGAAAAAUCCAAGAAGAUAUUGAUCGAGCAGAUAUUGCACGUUCUGGACCUGAGCAAAUCGGAGAACACGAGGUGCGGGAAAUUGAGCGGCGGGCAAAAGAAGAGGCUGAGCAUCGCGUUGGAGUUGAUCGACAAUCCGCCGAUCAUGUUUCUCGACGAGCCGACCACGGGCCUCGACUCUCAAUCCUGCAAUCAAUGCGUCAGAUUGUUGCGAAAUCUGGCCAAAAUCGGGAGAACCAUCGUUUGCACCAUCCACCAGCCCAGCGCUGUUAUCUUCGAGAUGUUCGACUACAUCUAUCUUUUGGUGGACGGGAGGUGCAUGUACAGGGGGGCCACGAGGGACACGAUUCCCUAUUUCGCAAGCGUCGGCCUCCAUUGUCCCAAAUAUCACAAUCCGGCCGAUUUUAUGAUCGAGGUUGUGUCCAAGGAAUACGGGAAUUUCGACGAUCAAUUGAUCGCCUUGGCAGCGAGGAGAGAGGACGAGAGGAGGAAGGAGGAGGAGAAGGAGGAGGAGGAGAAAGUGGAGGAGGAGGAGGGAUGUGUGAAGGAUAUGAAAAAAGUCGCGUCGAGCCGGCCACCCUCGGAAUACGAGAAACUCCUCGUUCUGAUGAAUCGUUACAUGACCCAUUUGUUCAGAGAUUGGACCAACAUUUACUUGAAAUUGGGCCUUCAUUUCUCGAUGGGCGUGUUGCUCGGUUUGCUGUACUUCGGGGCCGGCCAGGACGGGAGCAGAAGUAUCAAUAACGUAGGUUUGAUCCAAGUCAUUGUCAUUUAUCUGUGUUACACGAGCAUGAUGCCGGCCGUAUUAUUGUUCCCCUCGGAGAUGCCCGUGCUCAAGAAGGAAAGAUUCAACAAUUGGUACAAGUUGAAGACUUAUUACGUCGCCUCGUUUGUAUGCAGUAUGCCCAUACAAAUAAUAUUCUCCGUCAUUUACAUUCUGCCCAUUUAUUUUAUAAGCUAUCAACCGCUCGACGUAAACAGAUUUCUCAUGUUCUUGGUACCGGCAAUUUUGAUCAGCCUGGUAUCGGAAAGCGUUGGCGUCGUCAUAGGCUCCAUCCUAAAUCCCGUGAACGGGACAUUUUUGGGCGCCAUUUUGGCAUGCAGCAUGUUGGCCUUCUCAGGUUUCGUAAUUCUUUUUAAUCAUAUGCCGCGCAUCAUGUAUUACGUCAGUUACGUAAGCUAUAUAAAGUAUUCCCUGCACGCUAUCGUUCUCGCGAUGUACGAUUUCAACCGGGAAAAAUUGUUUUGUCCCAUUACAUAUUGCCACUACAGCACGCCCGGCAAAAUAUUGUCGGAAUUGUCGAUGACGGAUCGCGAUUUUUGGGUUGACAUCGCGGUGUUGAUCUUCAGUUACGUAAUAUUCAAGAUAGCCGGUUAUUGUACGCUCAAAAGGACACUUACCAUGUGAGGGAUCGAUCUUUUUCUUUUUUUUUUUUUGAUUCGAAUUCGUAUAUUAAUAAUAAUUAAUAAAUAAUAAAUAUUGGCUGUGGAUCGUUGAUCGGUUACGAAAAGAUUAGAAUUUAAUUUCACGUAAAAAGCGUUUUUCUUCGAACAUCCAUUUAAGAAACGAAUCGAUGUGUAUUACGUAGAACGUGUAUUAUAAAAUACGUAUUAUUAAAAGUUAAUAAAGAAUUGUAUAACUUGAUCGGCAAUUAAUAUUUAAUCAUUCGCAUUUUUUUGCAUCUAUAUUAUAUAUUGCAUCUUUUAAUUUUUUUUUCUUUUUUUUUUUACGUAAUAAUCUUUUUUAUCUAUUCAUAUCUAUGAUGUAAUAAAAUUUACGAUACAAAUGACUUUUUUUUUUUUAAGAAACGAAAACCAGAAAUAUCCAAUGAAUUCAAUCCUUUUUCGCUUCUUCGAAGAUAAAAUAAUAAUAAGAUAAAAUAAUCCAUCUUCGAACUAUGCGUUUUGUUCUCGAUUUCGAUAAUGUAGAAGAGAGAGAGAGAGAAAAAAAAAAAGAAAAAAAAAAAAGAAAGAAAGAAAAAUCAUUGAAACGCAUUCUUCUUGGAAACUUCUGUUGAAAAUCUGUAUUACAAACUUAUGCAGGUCGACGACAUUAUAUGUGUGUGUGUGUGUGUGUGUGUGUGUAUGUGUAUAUAUAUAUAUAUAUAUAUAUACACACAUAUACACAUAUACAAAAUUUUACAAGAUGAAUACGAUUAAAAUUGAUCAAAA